Molecule: messenger RNA, 336 nt
Organism: Parascedosporium putredinis
Lineage: Eukaryota; Fungi; Ascomycota; Sordariomycetes; Microascales; Microascaceae
Source: the annotation of a GenBank genome assembly
AUGUCUUUCGGCGGCCAUACCCCGACAAUUAUCGUCCUCAAGGAAGGAACCGAUGCGUCCCAGGGCAAAGGUCAAAUUCUCUCCAAUAUCAAUGCUUGUGUAGCUGUGCAAGCAACUGUAAAGCCAACCCUUGGGCCGUAUGGUGGCGAUCUUUUAAUGGUAGAUGAGAAUGGCAAGCAGACGAUCACAAACGACGGCGCCACAGUCAUGAAGAUGCUAGACAUUGUACACCCCGCCGCCCGCAUCUUGAUCGACAUUGCACGCUCCCAAGAUGCGGAGGUUGGCGAUGGGACAACAUCAGUGGUUGUCCUGGCGGGGAGAUCCUCAAAGAGAUGA